AGAACUGGAGUCAGAUUCCUGUAAAGCAAUAAAAUAGUGUGAGGAGGCACGACAGACAGACAGGGAGGAUAAUUGGAAAAUAAGACGUAGUGUUUGUAAAAAGGGAAAGUGCCAUAGAUUCAUGUAUUAGGAGGUACUUGACAGCAUCCCUGGAUCCGCCAUUCUGAAAACCCUUGAGCUAUUCUCAAGAUGAUCAGUGAUAAAUACUUGGCGGAGUAUAAAUUAGACCCAGAAGAUCCUCAUUUGCAAGAACCAGGAACUAAUAUGCUCCUGCAAUCCACUGUCAACAUACCACCCAAAACCGAUCCCCGAGAUCCACAUGGGAUCAACCAACAUCUAAAGCUGGAAUUCUCCGACAUCCUUGCAGAACCUUCCUCGUUCCGUACCUUUGAUCGGAUUUGGACCUGGAGCGACAUCACCUUUGAGAGCUCCCGCCUCUGGUGUUACCGUAUUAUCUCACUGCUCUGUGCUGUGCCAGUCUCUUUGUGUUCAGGCUUUCUCUUUGCCUGCUUAGGCUGUCUCCAUAUCUGGUGUGUGAUGCCUUGCAUUCAGUUGUGUACAAUGGCCAUGCCUCCAGUUCGCACCCUCUGGGCUAGCAUCUUGGAUGUUUUGAUAGCCCCUCUUUUCACUAGCCUGGGACGCUGCUGCAGUGCCAUCUACCUCACAGUCACUCAAAAGUGAUACAAGGAUAUUCUUACAUCGAGAUCUAUGCUGCACUGACGUCUCAUUAUGCAACCCACUGAAUAUGUUCGAUUUCCAGAAGGACUGACCAAGGGACUUUUUUAACCAAGGCCUUGAAAUAUGGGACUGGAGUUGUGGUGGGGAAUGACAGGCAAAAAAAAUGGAAAGGGAGCCUUCUUGGAGAAUGAAUGGUAGGGUAGACUCCCAAAUACUUCUUCCCACCUUUUCUUUUCCAAACCCCUCUCCUCUGCCCAGAUUUGCAAACAGGGCUUCAGAAUGAUGCUUCCUUUUUUUCUUUCCAUUUGGAAACUAAAAUGGGCAAGUCCUUUCCCCAAGCCUAUGCACCUCCAUUUUGUAAGGCAGAAGUAGGCUAUGUGGUUCUUAUGGCAUAAAAAUGCUUUGACCACCUGGGAAUCACCUUAUUUUAUCAACACACACACACACACCCGAUUCUUCUAUUUCAAAAAAAAGUCAAAUGGGAAGUGGGCAAAGCAAAGCACCAUCUUAGCAUUCUCUUUAUUCCACCAGGACUCACACAGGCAUUGUGAGAAAGUAAACAUAAUGAGCGCUUUCAGGACACAACUUUCUUUGAAAUAUGCCACUUCUCUCCCCCUCCAAAGGCAAAAGCCAACAAUAUUUUGCAAAGCUGGAGAAGGUUAUUAGGAAAUAGCUUCCCCAGUUUGCUCUCUAAUAAAAUGAUAUUUUGUGCUACAGUACCAUGCUAACAAUGGCAGCCAUUUUGUGGCCAGCCAAAGCCUUCUCUGCUCCAUGGUCCACCAUUUCUCAGAGUCCAGAAGAUUCUUUCUGAAUUCUCCCAAGAGUUGAGCUGUAUUCAGUCCUCAAUUCUUAUCCCUCAGUGACUCUCCAAUCCACAUCACGCAUAUCCACAUUGGGAAAAGAUAAGGAUAACAGAUUGGCAAUAGCCCACCAACUCAGCCAUUCCCAAUCUAAUGUUCUCUUACAAGUUGUCAUCCCACCACUUCUGGAGGUCAUCAGGUGGGAUAAAUCCCACUAAUGAGACAUAACUUAAGAGUGGGGUUUGCAAAGGAAAUGCUUCCAAUUCCAGAACGCUUCUGAGAGAUGAUUCACUCCAGCCCUUCCCUUAUUAAUAACUGGAAUUAAUAUUAUGUUAAAUCCCCACCCCUGCAGAUUGAACAACAAUAAACUUUGCUUAGUUUC
This is a messenger RNA of Protobothrops mucrosquamatus (brown spotted pit viper), 1860 nucleotides long. RefSeq names its product caveolin-2. NCBI's taxonomy places the organism in Eukaryota, Metazoa, Chordata, Lepidosauria, Squamata, Viperidae. Gene Ontology annotation, biological process: caveola assembly. Gene Ontology annotation, cellular component: caveola. The coding region runs from base 190 to 681 and encodes 163 amino acids. The record is from RefSeq and is a predicted model, not a curated record. The transcript has 3 exons. Gene Ontology annotation, molecular function: molecular adaptor activity.